AUGACCCUCCCUCCUAGCUAAAACCAACUCGGAUCGUAGAUCCGUAGUUAUCGGAUCGGGUCAAAGAUCCGAAAUAAACGGGUCUUCCUCUCGGGUUUACUUCAAUCUCCACCAUUUCGCUCUCUCUCUCUCUCUCUAUCUCCAUUUCUAUAAACACAGUCGAAUCUCAAAACAUCUCAAUUCCGUGCAGAUGCGAGUUUUCAUUACACCAGGCAGUCUUCUUCAGGAACAUUGUUGUUUUGAUUAUUGAUCUUAACUUAAAGGGGAGAGAAACGAAAGAAAGAGAUGUGUAUCUCAAUCUCGCAAGUCUCUAGAUUCAGAACCAACCUAUUCGUAGGAAGCUCUUGCUGUGAACGUGUCCACGGCUGGUUCAAAAACAACUCAACCCCAAAGCUGCUUGAUAUCAGAUCCUCCUCGGUUAAUAGCAAGAGCAGAUGGGUCAGGCGUAACGUGAGUACAACUACACAAGGAGGCAGGAGCAACACCAAGAGCAGCGUCCUGGGAGGAGCGGUUCCUGUCACCAGGAUAGUAGAUGCAGAGAGCACGGCCAAGAUACAACAACAACAGCCUUUUGGAAACCUUCAGCAGCGUCUUGCGGAAAACAAAGAUCUGUCUAGUCUCCUCACUGUUAUAGUCUCUGAUCUCGAGACGACAGGGUUGCACAGGGUGAAGGAGAGGAUUAUCGAAAUCGCAGCUCAGGAUCUAGCUGGUGGUGAGAACAGCACGUUUCAAAGUCUGAUUAACCCUGGUGUUCCUAUAUUGAAUGCAAGUAUCCAUGGGAUCAGGAAUGAUAUGGUUUGUAGACCUGAGGUUCCAAGAAUGGAGGAGAUGAUACCGAUAUUUCUACGGUAUGUUCAGAGUAGACAGAAGCCUGGUGGCUAUGUGAUGAUUGUUGCACAUAACGGCAAAACAUUUGAUUUUCAGUUCUUGAUCAACGAGUUCAACCGUUGCUCUUACGAGAUUCCUCCUAACUGGCUGUUCUUUGACUCGCUCCCACUCGCUAGAGAGAGCAUGAAGUCUGUAGACGCAACAGUGAAGCCAAAAGCGUCAUUAUCAGCACUAGGGGAUUACUACAAUCUUACAAGGGAUGGUGACGCUCACAGAGCUUUGUCAGAUGUGUUACUCUUGUCUCAGGUGUUUCAGAGACUAACCAUUGAUCUCAAGCUCUCACUCUCUGAUCUUGUCCUCCGCUCUUACACCACAUCCGACCUUAUUGCUGCCAUGGCAAAGAACAAGAAGGCCUGAAUCAUUUUUAGAAACAUUGAUCUCUUAUUAGGCUUCUUUUUUUUUAAUAUUGAUCUCUGAUUCUAUUGUUUCUCUAUAUAGUGUAUGUAACUCCGGAGAAAUCUCAGGCAUGUAACCUAUUAUUUAAUUUAUCGUUGGAUAAAUUAAGUGGAAAAACAUAUGUAAUUUCACAAAGUCAUAAGGCAUUCAAUACAAAAACAGUUAUAAGGUU
This is a messenger RNA of Brassica oleracea var. oleracea, 1456 nucleotides long. RefSeq names its product exonuclease DPD1, chloroplastic/mitochondrial. Gene Ontology annotation, molecular function: 3'-5'-DNA exonuclease activity; nucleic acid binding. The transcript has 4 exons. Gene Ontology annotation, cellular component: cytoplasm. Lineage: Eukaryota; Viridiplantae; Streptophyta; Magnoliopsida; Brassicales; Brassicaceae. The record is from RefSeq and is a predicted model, not a curated record. Bases 286 to 1245 code for a protein of 319 amino acids. Gene Ontology annotation, biological process: DNA catabolic process.